UUAUGUCCCUUUAGUCUCCAACAGACAGGCAAAGUUCAAUAUCUAAUAAUAUAAAUACCAAAAUAGAGCCAAGAUUUCAUCAGUUGGGCCGGAUUAUAAUCUGUGCAUCAAUUAUAAGUUAAUUCAUAUAUUGUGAUAUCAGUAGGCCUAUUAUAUAGCCGAAGGUGUAAACUCACAUGAUAUGUCUACCAGAGGAGAUUUAUUAAUAUAAGGCUAGGGUUGCCUGUCUACCCUCGUGGGUUUUCUCUGGGUUUUCCGGUUUCCUCCCCAGUGCUAAAGACCCCUACACGCAAGUAAAUUAUAGAAAUAAAAUUGAACCAUACGUUAGUCCCAAAAUGACCUAGUUUGUGUCGAGUGGACGUUAAACUCCAUUUCUCUCUCUUUCUCUAUAUCUAUGUCAUGAUGUGAUCAAAUUAAUAUAGCCUAGCCAAUUUAAUGCCAGCCAGAGAAAUAAAGUGAAAUGGGUUUAACAUUAUUUGGACUGACAAAGGCGAACAUACGCAAUGUAGUGGGCUAAAGUGCAACUGUUGAGGGUUCUUUAUGGUAUGGCCAUACGCACCAUGAAGGCCUAGACAGUAAGCUACAUGUCACGAUGUGACCUCAGUAGUUGUUUUUUGCCAGGACAUUAGUUAUGAAAUAUGUCAAACAGAUAGCAGUCUAAUAUCACUCAAAGAUUAAGUAAAUUAUGUAGGUGUUCUACCUAUUACUGGUCCAUUAUGAGAUUUUUCUCAUCAGGAGUGGACUCGCUGUCAUCGUUUCGAAUUUGGUUGAAUUUGUUCACACUGCAUUUGUUACAGAUUGUUUGUAGAUAUGUUGACUAAAACAAGAUAAUUUUUGACACAUUUUAAUCAAUGGGUUUGACCGAUGACACAGUGUAAAUAUCUAUUAGACUUGAUAUAUUGACCAGUGGUGACCUAUAUCUUAUCUGUUAUGGUAGCAAUGGUAUGUAGGCCAAGAUAUAGUGUCUGAUUAUAUUAUCUUCUGAUAUAAACAUAAACCCACAUUUACAAAUAAAGGACAGGUAAAAGGCAAGACUUACUGUAAGAACAAGUAAAGGACAGGUAUAGGAGACACAUACUGUAAGGACAGGUAAAGGUGAGACUUACUGUAAGGACAGGUAAAGGUGAGACAUAUUGUAAGGACAAGAAAAGAAAUUUACACAGGUAAAGAUUAAAAUGUGGCAGUAUAUAAUAUAUUCAUCCUCAGCUGUUCUGGUAUCCAUGGUAACAGGAGCUGUUGCCCUGUUUUUUAUCAGCCCGAAACAUCUCCUCUACUGGUUCAUGAGAUUAGAUGCCAAGAGAAGUGGUAUGAAUGUGAAAUAUAUUAAAAAUAAAGAUUUUACAUAUUGUUAUGCUGAACGAGGAAUAAAACAGAAAAAUAAAUUAACAAUAUUAGCUGUACAUGGUUUCACUGGAUCAAAAGAUCAAUAUUUACAGUUCUUUAAGAAACUUCCAUCAGAUGUUCAUCUAAUAGCCGUUGAUUUACCUGGUCACGGUCUGACAUCUACUCCAAGAGAAGGAGAGAAACUGGGAAUAGAAUAUCUGGUACAGCAUGUUCACAAGUUUGUUAAAUUAAUGAAGUUAGAUAAAGAACCGUUUCAUUUAGUGGGAGCAUCAUUGGGUGGUGCUAUAGUUGGUUUAUAUACAGCAGAAUAUCCUGAAACUGUGGCAUCGUUGUCUUUAAUAUGUCCUGCAAUGAAGACCCCACAACACAGUGUAUUUACUAAAACUAUAGAAAAAUGUAUUUUAAAUGGAAUUGAAAAAACUGAAAUGAAAGAUUGUCCGUUAAUACCUGAGACUCCAGCCGCUGCACAGAAUAUGUUAGAUAUUUGUCUUUAUAAUAAACAAAAUAUCAAUACACAGAUUCUUAAAGGAGUGGUUGAUUUGAGAAAACCUAAAAACCCUUUUUUUCUUCAAUUAUUCAAAGCUCUGGCUUCAGAACAUUCAACAACUUUACUGGAGGAGAAAGCCAGAAAAAUAACAGUACCAACACAGAUAGUGUGGGGCAAGCACGAUGAGAUCAUAGAUGUAAGUGGUGUUGAUGUUUUGAAGGAAUUAUUACCAAAUUGUCUACAAAUUCCUAGUGCUAAAACGGAAAAUGUGACCUUUUGAUCUUUGGGGUCACAAAGAACAAAGGUGAAAUUAGCAAGUUUACAUUUUUUUUUAUUGAAAGUGUGAUUACUUUCGAUCAUUUUCAGCUUAUUUUCAUGAUACAAGAAUGGCCGCGCAUUCACUUUCAGUGCAAAAGAACCCAUUUGAUCUUUGACCCCAAAUAUAUCUAAAACACCCCAAACGGCGGACUGAUUACCACUCGGCAUCAUAUUCUAUGCAAAAUUUUAUUCUAGAAAAGUUGGGCCUGGUUUUGUGCCCAUUUGAUGCCCCCCCCCCCCCCACACGCGCUGAGCCUCCAUACUAAAUAAAUAUAUAACAUAAUUUGUUACUAUUUCUAAUUUACCAACUAGAACAUAGAAAUAUAUUACUCUAAGCUAACCGUAGUCUUGUACUUAUUGGUAUAUUAUUACUUUAUUAUUGUUUCUAAUCUAUCACGUAGAUUACUUUAUCAUUUGUUAUUCGUAUCACAUUUUAUAAUCUGUUACUCUGUCUAAUUUAUCACAUAAAUUACUUUAUCAUUGGUUAUUUGUAUAUCGAUAUCACAUUUUAUAAUCUGUUACUCUGUCUAAUUUAUCACAUAAAUUACUUUAUCAUUGGUUAUUUGUA
Molecule: messenger RNA, 2717 nt
Organism: Patella vulgata (common limpet)
Lineage: Eukaryota; Metazoa; Mollusca; Gastropoda; Patellidae
Product: monoacylglycerol lipase ABHD6-like
Exons: 9
Coding region: 1176-2111 (311 amino acids)
Source: RefSeq, a predicted model, not a curated record